AUGGCCGAAAAUGUGAAAGAUCAGCUGAUCACACAUUUACGCCAAAGCCAGUUUUUCACACUGCAACUGGACGAGUCAACUGAUAUCGUGAAUGAGGCAAAUCUGCUGUGUUUUGUAAGGUACAUUUAUGAUGGCGGUGUGCAGGAUGAAUUUCUGUUUUGUCGUUCCCUGCCGACCAACACCACAGGGGAAGCCAUUUUUGACUCAGUCAACGAUUUCAUCCUGCAGAAUAAUAUCGACUGGACACGAUGUGUUGGUAUUUGCACAGAUGGUGCAACUGCAAUGACUGGGAAACACAAGGGACUGGCACCGCGCGUACGCGCAGUUGCACCUUGCGCCACAGCAACACACUGUUGCAUUCACAGAGAACAGCUGGCUGUGAAAAAAAUGCCACCAUACCUCAAAUCAGUACUGGACGAGUCUGUGAAAAUUGUUAAUACAAUAAAAACCAAAGCACUGAACACACGUCUUUUUAAAGCUCUGUGUGAUGAAAUGGGAAGUGAACACACAAAACUGCUUUUCCAUACUGAAGUUCGCUGGCUGUCGCGUGGGAAAGUUCUCACCCGUCUAUUUGAACUGUGCGAUGAGGUGAUGUUA
This is a messenger RNA of Eleginops maclovinus (Patagonian blennie), 597 nucleotides long. RefSeq names its product zinc finger BED domain-containing protein 5-like. NCBI's taxonomy places the organism in Eukaryota, Metazoa, Chordata, Actinopteri, Perciformes, Eleginopidae. The annotation marks the transcript as partial. The transcript has a single exon. The record is from RefSeq and is a predicted model, not a curated record.